AUGAGCCAUGCUGCCAUACCGCAGACGCGCCUGCGACCACGUGGGGGUCAAGGUCCAAUUGGCAAUGGCGAGCGAUACCUUGCGAACACCAAGCAAGAGCUGUGUCUGAGCUGGCAUCCUCAUCGCUUUGUCCGUGUGUUCCAUCCAUCGCUACCGGCCAAAGCUGCAUGUCUCUCUCUCCGUCUGACCCCCCGUCCGUCCAUCCAUCCCCCGAUCUCCGUCAUCACAAGGUAUCUUCGUACCCCCCUCCACCCCCGAUCUACUUUUAGCCUCUUUCUGCCGGGCUCAAGUUUCGUUAUUGUUUUUUUAUUUUCCUCACAUCAGGUCGCCCUCUCUCCCAUCUCUGAUACCCACAUCCUCUGCCCUUCCGCCCUGCCCAGUCAGUCCAACGGAAGAUUUUUGCUCGCGCCAAACGGGACCAUUCCUUCUCGAGCUCGGGGUGUCAUUCCACGAAUAACAGUCCAUACUUCGCGGGUGAGGCGGCCCAGCCCGGACAAGCACAGCUUCCUGCUCUUCUGCCACCCGGAAUCUACCCACUCACUUGGGUCAUCUACCGAUCGACAAUCCUCAACCCCUUCGGUCCCUCUUAAGCCCUUGAGCCUUUUCUUCCUCUUCCUACCUCUCUUAUUCUUACUUCUCUUCCCCUACCUUCACCUUCCUGAUUCUUCCCAGGAUCAUCAACCUGUGAACCCCUCCCCCUCCUAA
Messenger RNA from Colletotrichum lupini, 705 nucleotides. RefSeq lists its product as uncharacterized. The transcript has a single exon. NCBI's taxonomy places the organism in Eukaryota, Fungi, Ascomycota, Sordariomycetes, Glomerellales, Glomerellaceae. The record is from RefSeq and is a predicted model, not a curated record. Bases 1 to 705 code for a protein of 234 amino acids.